AUGGUCCACUGCGCCGGCUGCGAGAGGCCUAUUCUGGACCGCUUUCUGCUCAACGUGCUGGAUAGAGCCUGGCACGUAAAGUGCGUGCAGUGCUGCGAGUGCAAAUGUAAUUUGACAGAGAAAUGUUUUUCUCGAGAGGGGAGACUGUACUGCAAAAAUGAUUUCUUUAGACGGUUCGGCACGAAGUGUGGCGGCUGCUCGCAGGGCAUCUCUCCAAACGACCUGGUCCGGAGGGCCCGGAGCAAAGUGUUUCACCUCAACUGCUUCACAUGCAUGAUGUGCAAUAAGCAGCUCUCCACUGGAGAGGAGCUCUACAUCAUAGACGAGAACAAAUUCGUUUGCAAAGACGAUUACCUAAACAACACGAGUGUAAAAGACACCAACCUCCUCUCAGUAACGGCAUGCAGCGACCCCAGUUUAUCGCCGGACUCUCAAGACCAGCUACAGGACGACGUGGUCCUAAAGGACACGGAGAUAGCCGCGCUGUCCGACAAAGAGACGGUGAAUAACGAGAACGACGACCAGAACCUCGGCGGGAAGCGGCGCGGCCCGCGGACCACCAUCAAGGCCAAACAGCUGGAGACGCUGAAGGCGGCGUUCGCUGCCACCCCAAAACCCACCAGACACAUCAGGGAGCAGCUGGCCCAGGAAACCGGCCUCAACAUGAGAGUCAUCCAGGUCUGGUUCCAGAACCGACGUUCCAAAGAGAGGCGCAUGAAGCAGCUGAGCGCGCUGGGCGCCCGGAGGCACGCGUUUUUCCGGAGCCCGAGGCGGAUGAGGACGCUGGUGGACCGGCUGGAGCCCGGAGAGCUCAUCCCCAACGGGCCCUUCUCCUACUAUGGAGAUUAUCAAAGCGAGUACUACGGCCCGGGAGGGAACUAUGACUUCUUCCCUCAGGGGCCUCCAUCGUCGCAGGCCCAGACCCCGGUCGAUCUCCCCUUCGUGCCCUCCUCAGGCCCCACGGGCACCCCUCUCGGAGGUAUGGACCACCCCCUGCCUGGCCACCACCCCUCCAGCGAGGUGCAGCGUUUCUCCGAUAUAAUGUCCCACCAUCCGGGGGACUCUCCCAGCCCGGAGCCCGGCAUCCCGGGACCCCUCCACAGCAUCUCCUCCGAGGUGUUCGGCCCUAGUCCGCCCUUUACCUCACUGUCACUGAACGGCAGCGGAUACAACAACCACCUGUCCCACCCGCCCUCGGAAAUGAACGAGGGCACCGUGUGGUAG
Plectropomus leopardus (leopard coralgrouper) is the source of this 1224-nucleotide messenger RNA. RefSeq names its product LIM homeobox 1a (gene lhx1a). Gene Ontology annotation, molecular function: DNA-binding transcription factor activity, RNA polymerase II-specific; zinc ion binding; RNA polymerase II transcription regulatory region sequence-specific DNA binding. Lineage: Eukaryota; Metazoa; Chordata; Actinopteri; Perciformes; Serranidae. Gene Ontology annotation, biological process: neuron differentiation; regulation of transcription by RNA polymerase II. Gene Ontology annotation, cellular component: nucleus. The record is from RefSeq and is a predicted model, not a curated record.